AUGGUAGCCGUGGCAGCCUUGCUAUCAGCACUGAGAAAAGCCAGGCUUCUGGUUGUAUGUCCCAUGCGAUCCAUACGGAUGGACGGCCUCUGCUUGCCUAUCUCCCCUUUUCUUGUGAUAUCAUUGGAAAUAACUUUCUUCAUUUGCGGUCUGCUGUUUGCCCUGGUUGUAGAAGAAUGGGUUUGGGAUUACGCUGUAACAGUUACUAUUAUUCAUAUCAUCAUAACUUCAGUUGUUAUGUCUGAAUUCCCCUUGAUGUUACACUGGUGGCUGGCAUUAGGAUCUGGAGUAAUCUCAAUGAUUUGUGGAGGACAGAUUUUGGCAUACUGCUUGUUCAAAGACAACUUCAUUUACCCAAUUCUGGAUGAUUUUUGA
This is a messenger RNA of Cariama cristata (Red-legged seriema), 375 nucleotides long. RefSeq names its product transmembrane protein 244 (gene TMEM244). The record is from RefSeq and is a predicted model, not a curated record. NCBI's taxonomy places the organism in Eukaryota, Metazoa, Chordata, Aves, Cariamiformes, Cariamidae. The transcript is spliced from 4 exons. The coding region runs from base 1 to 375 and encodes 124 amino acids.